CACGUGGCCCAUUGCGGAACGUCUUCCUAGUAGUUGCUGACUACGGCGGCUCGGAGAGGACAAUCAGGGUCGUUUUUUGUCCAUUAGUUUUAUCCUUCUGUUCCUGGGCUGCUCUCAUGCGUCGCUGCUAACGGCCCUUUGGAGGAGAAGGCGGCCGGAGGAAAGGCGUUGGGGUCCGGGCAGCCGCCUCCCCUCCGGCCUCAGCUCAAAAAGCAGUUGCCAUGCUGUCUUAUGUACAAAGGUUCUGUUGUCUAGGGAGAGUAUUAUGUAAAGUAAACAGUGCUGCAGUGUAGUAGUAAUAAAAAGUUGCAACCAAACAUCAAAAUGAACAAGCGAGUAAGCAGUGACAUUCCAUUAGGAAGAAUGAGUGCAGCAACAUUCCCAUCUCCAGCUGCUGAAAUAGCAGAAAUGAAUCGAAUUCAGUAUGAAAUGGAGUAUACUGAAGGUAUCAACCAGAGAAUGAGAGUUCCAGAAAAACUAAAGGUAGCACCGCCAAAUGCUGACCUUGAACAGACUGCUCAUGAGGGAGGCCUUCCAAAUGCCAGUGUAACAAUGCAAGUGCCAGAGCGGAUUGUUGUGGCAGGCAAUAGUGAAGACAUUCCACUUACCAGGCCGCCAGAUCUAGAUCUUCUUCAGUCUACUCCAUUCAAGCCUCUCUCACUGAAAACACCUCCCCGUGUUAUUUCACUUAGUGAACGGCCACUGGAUUUCUUGGACCUAGAGAGAGUUCCUUCCCAGACCCCUCAAACUGAAGAGGUUCGCUCAGUAGGAAGGCUUAAAAGAGAACGUUCCAUGAGUGAAAAUGCAUCACGUCAAAAUGGUCAAUUGAUCAGAAAUGAUUCAAUUGUGACACCAUCACCUCAACAGGUUCGUGUUUGUCCUCCCCAAAUGUUCUCUGAAGAUGGAUCUAAUCUUUACUCUGCUCGGGGCAUUUUGUCGCUUAUCCAGUCUUCUACCCGUAGGGCUUACCAGCAAGUCUUGGAUGUGCUGGAUGAAAAUCGCAGGCCGGUGUUACGUGGUGGGUCAGCAGCUACCAGUUCCUCUAACCCUCAUCAUGAUGCCAGAUAUGCCCUGUCAAAUAUGGAUACGUCAUUUGAAGGAACACCAGAAGAUAUGACGGUUGUGGAUGCUGCUUCUUUAAGACGACAGAUAAUCAAACUUAACCGCCGUCUACAACUUCUGGAAGAAGAAAACAAAGAGCGUGCUAAAAGAGAAAUGAUCAUGUAUUCAAUUACUGUAGCUUUCUGGCUGCUAAAUAGUUGGCUUUGGUUUCGGCGCUAGAAAUAAGCACAAGUCCACAAAAGAUUUGUGGGUGAGGGAAUACAGAGAAUUUACAAAGUCUUUUGUUUUUGUCUCUGAAUUGUAUGGUGAUUUAUGAUCCAUGCACUGGAAAUGUCUGCUACAGUAAACAACUGUAAAAUAUUACAGUGUUAAAGGGAUGUCUAGAUGACUGUAUUUAUUUCUGAGGUUUGUUGUAACAUCCUGUUAUCUUCCUUUUGCAUGACUUGAUAUAAAUUUGGAUUGAAUUAUUUUACAAACGGAAUUGUCUCUAUUUAGGAAGAUGUCCAAUAGACAAUUCUCUUUUGUUUAGGAAGGCAAACAGAGAUUUUUCAAAUCAUCUGCAUAUUUAAAAUAUAGGUUUUUCAUUGUUAUUCCAUCAUUAAAUGUGGCAUCUUUAUAGUUAAACCUAUUUCACUUGUUUUGUUCUGACCAAAUUUGAUGCAGUGGAACACCAGAUAAAAAGCCAUCCUAAACCAUGAGUAUCUCCCAUUCAAGGACAUGUACAUAUUGACUGAAAUACAUUCUUUGCUAACAUAAGUCAAUGGAUUAUUAAGAGGUGUGUGUGUAAUAUGUAUUUUAGCUUUAAUUUGCAAGUGUUUUGCAUUUUUUUCUAAGAAAUAACAUUUUUAAGCAACUCUGUCUAUGAGUGAUCUGAAGAUUAUGGAACAAAGUACCAAUGGGUAGUGUAUUUAAUAAACAUCAGACCAAAGCAGAGUUUAAUUUCUUAUUUUUUCAGUGAACGGUAUGUACUGUACAAUCCCUGCACUUUAGAAACCUUCCUCUUAUUUGAAAAUGCAAGUAAGACACUUCAUUAAGCUGUGUUAAGGUCAAUAUUGUAUUUCAAGUAACUGAGUUCUUUUAAAAGUAUUUUCUUUGUUGCUUGAUUCAGUAUAAACAUUUAUAGAAACCUUAUUUUCCUAUAGUAAGACAUCUAAGACAUCCUAUGUGUUUGAUUUUAAAGCUUCUACCUUCUGUGGACAAGAUGUCUAAAAUAACAAAGAUUGACAUGAAAAAUAUUUCCUCACUGUAAAAAGGAGGGCCUACUCUGAAACACUUCUAAUUAUUAAAAACAAGAUAAGGA
Messenger RNA from Sceloporus undulatus (fence lizard), 2362 nucleotides. It is a transcript of the gene MFF, whose product is annotated as mitochondrial fission factor. Bases 325 to 1281 code for a protein of 318 amino acids. The transcript has 9 exons. Gene Ontology annotation, biological process: positive regulation of mitochondrial fission. Gene Ontology annotation, cellular component: mitochondrial outer membrane; peroxisome. The record is from RefSeq and is a predicted model, not a curated record. Lineage: Eukaryota; Metazoa; Chordata; Lepidosauria; Squamata; Phrynosomatidae.